This is a messenger RNA of Nematocida minor, 762 nucleotides long. RefSeq lists its product as uncharacterized. Lineage: Eukaryota; Fungi; Microsporidia. Bases 1 to 762 code for a protein of 253 amino acids. The transcript has a single exon. The record is from RefSeq and is a predicted model, not a curated record. Gene Ontology annotation, biological process: phospholipid transport.
AUGCCACAGAGAACAACACUUUAUGUCAUACACAUGCCAUACACGCUAAAAGAGUACAACAUCGGGCAUCUUCUGACCACCUGCAAGGUGAGCGAGAGAGAGGCAAACAACGGAAUGCGCGUUUCUGUUCUUGAAAACAAACACAUGGACUCUUCAGAAGAGGGAGGCCCGUGCCAGUACACAUCAAAGGUAAUUGAUUUUUCCAAAAAAGUGCCUUCCUUCUUCAGAGCCAUGGCGCCCUCGGGGUCUCUGACUAUGAGCGAAAUAUCGCACAACGCGUUCCCAGUCUGCAAAACUGUGUACACAAGCGGUGCUCUCUCUGAAAAAAAGUUUAAAGCAAAAAUAGACACGCUUUUCUUUGAGGGGUACAAGGCCCCGGUGGAUCCCUUUACAGACGGAGUAGUCUCUGAAAACUGCGAAACUCUUGAUCUGAUACACGGGCCACAGAUGGCAGAAGGCAUUGAUCUGGCAGAGCUGAAAGACGAUAAGGGAAACCCGAUGUUUUUGAAGGACUGGGAGAAGUCGCAGAGUUCUGUGAUGACUGUGUUUAAGCGCGUUCAGCUGGACUUCCACGUGCCCAUUUUUGGAAAACGGUACAUCGAAGACAUAGAAAAGUUUAUGCGAAAGAUCUUCAUACAGGGACACCAGGAGGUGAUUAAGUACCACAAAGAGUGGAAAAACAUGACCAUGGAACAGGUGCGCGCUGAGGAGGAGAAGGUGAAAAAAGAGCUGGACGAAAAAUACCCGCCAAAGAACAAGUAG